Molecule: messenger RNA, 757 nt
Organism: Phanerochaete carnosa HHB-10118-sp
Lineage: Eukaryota; Fungi; Basidiomycota; Agaricomycetes; Polyporales; Phanerochaetaceae
Exons: 6
Coding region: 60-671 (203 amino acids)
Molecular function (GO): RNA binding
Source: RefSeq, a predicted model, not a curated record
AUUUACCUGGCUUUCCCAUUCGUCUAUAGGCAGCUUCCUCUCCGGUUUAGCACUUAACUAUGGCUGACGAUGCCAAUACUAUUGCUACUGCGUCAGUUGAAGAGACAGCCGGCAUAGAUGACGUGGAGGAGGAGGAGUCCAAGGAGAUCCUCCUCAUGAAACAGCGUGUGGAGGAGAUGGAGAGGGAGGCAAACAAGCUUCGAGAACUUCAAGCUGCCGCCGAAAAUCAAGAGCAUGAAGGCGGUGCCAGUGAUGCCUCAGUGCCUAUGGAGACUGAGGAUGAAAGGGCGCAAGCUGAUCAACGCAGUAUAUUCAUAGGAAAUGUUGACUAUGCCUCUACGCCUGAGGAGAUUCAGCAGCACUUCCAGGCAUGCGGUACCAUCAAUCGAGUAACUAUCCUGUGUGAUAAGUUCACAGGCCAUCCAAAAGGCUUCGCGUAUGUGGAAUUCGCUGAACCUGAGUCCAUCGACACAGCACUAGCCAUGGACAACUCACUCUUCCGUGGUCGUCUCAUCAAGGUCACUUCAAAACGUACUAACAUUCAUGGCUUCAACCGCGGCCGAGGCCGUGGCGGAUAUCGAGGUGGCUAUCGAGGUGGCCAUCGCGGUGGAUCGUACGGAUUCAACCCUUACGCUCGCGGGCGUGGAAGGGGACGCGGACGCGGAUUCUAAACCUUCUGCGUGGACAUAUCUUCUUCGGCUUUGCCAUACUAUAUACUUUUUUUUGCUGUACUCCCUAGUUGCACCAACAAGCUGCC